AUGAAGGUUCUUAGCAUCAAUUUUGUUACCUGCGCGGUCAAGGCUUGUAAAAGCUCCGCCGACUCGUUUCCCCUCCAUCCCAAGGAUGCUGAACUCGUCGAAGAUGAGAUCGAGCUGAACCCUGACAUGAUCCUCAACGUUUUGCCGAGGUUAGACUGGAAGGCACUCCGUACUACAGCCUCAGAACUGGGCUUCCCGGAAUUACCCGAACAGGCUCCCUCAGCAGAGACUCUGCAGAGCGAUGAGAAGACCCUCCAAGACCUUCACCAUAUCCUUCUUGAGACUCAGAUUUCGGAGGGAAAGCUUGUCUGCGGAAACUGUGGUCACGAGUAUGCUAUCAAGGAAGGUAUCGCCAACUUCCUCCUUCCUAGCCAUCUGGUCUAG
[Torrubiella] hemipterigena is the source of this 384-nucleotide messenger RNA. The record is from the annotation of a GenBank genome assembly. Lineage: Eukaryota; Fungi; Ascomycota; Sordariomycetes; Hypocreales; Clavicipitaceae.